GCCCGACCUUGCCGCCACCUUUUCGAUGGCGAGGACUAUUCCCCCAGGACAAACCUCUCCAUGUCUUCUGGUAGGCAGGACCAUCACAUCGCGACAGCAGACGAAGCGUCGCGAAGCCGAACGACCUGGGGCUUCAACGAUAUCAAGGGGAGGAAUGGGUUUCGAUACGAUGGAAUGGCGGCGCCACCCGCCGCGCAAAAUCAUCGCCUAUAUCGACACCCCCAUCUGCGACGAAACGGUGCCCGGGGACUAUCCCGAAUUAAUCUUCCUGCCCAUGGCCUCGCCAGCGAUGCCGCGCACGUGUCCCGUCGUUUUUGUGCCGGUUAUUGUUGCAGAUGACCACGUUCUGGCAAUCUCGCAAGAGUGUUCACCUGGGACACAAGAGAACGAGUCAAUGCUUCACCAACCAAGGCCAGAGGCGAGGCCGAGAAUCGACUCAUGCCGCCACAUGCCGACCCAAGACGAGCUCGGUUGCGAAAGGCAGCAAGGCAAGAACGGCGAAGUGCCGUGCCCACGAAGUGAGCAGUAUCAGUAUCCGAUAGCGCAACACCCCGGCCUUGGCCGUUGGGUAACAGCCGGAGACUGCCCAUCCUCCGUCCGCCGAGAAAUGGCACCGAGCGACGCCCGGGAAGCCAAGCAUCAAGACGUGGAGAGAUUCGCGUUCAGAGACAAGCCAGGUCAAGACACUGGAACCAGUCCAUUUUGGGCGGGAACAUCCUGGGACUCGAGGCGUGCUUGGCCAACAACCGUCUCCCAACGCCCGCCGAAGCCUCUCAGAAUUGGCUUGAUGUCAGUCUCAAUCGCUGGGGCGGUCCUGAUGACCCAAUGGCGCUUGGAAUAUACGUCGAAAUGGCCGGAUAACCUGCAAUCCCACUUCACACAACCCGAACUCCUCUCUCACCCCGGCGUUCUGGUCCUGGGUAUCUCGCUCCACUCCACCGCCCUCACGCUCUUCUACCACCUGAACGGCGGCAACAAACGUCAAGACGCUUUCCUCAUACCCCUUACGUGCGCGGCCGCAAUUUUGGGGUCUCUUCUGGGCCUGGAAUUGUCCACCAUACUACUUCGGGUCACCCCUUGGGCGAACAUCAUUGCACUAUAUGCGAGCACAUACAGGAAACAGGCGUCGGUGGGGCCGAUUGACCGGAUGGAUUGAUAGGUAGGGUCUACAAGAGCUGCCUUCAUGUCGAGUUCGCUUGUAUUUUGUCCUUUUCCUUUAUGCGGUCCCUUUGUAACCGGCGGUCUUCGCUGCAUCCCUGAGGCCGGGGUUUUUUUUUUUUUUGUCUACUGGACAAUUUUGAUGCAAGAACUUUCAUGGAAUUCCUCAUCUACGGCUUUUCGGAUCUGAGAUUGCAGAGGAGUGUGCGGUUCGACGCGUCCGGUAUUAUUUGGCUGAUGGUCGUGGCAUGUGUGAUGGAGUGACGUAAUUAGGUCUGGUUAGCAGUGGGUAGCAGACUGGUCGACAGCGCGAUCAAUGGAAUUGACUGGAGCACGUCGAGCGUUGUCUUGGUUCGCGCAGGGCUUGUUGGGUCUGCGCAGCCAUCUACGUCAUUGACUCCAGCCAAUACCAGCUACGCGGGACGCUGGGCAGUAAAGCGCCCUCUGUCGAACAAAACUCACAAGAACGGACUUGCAUGUCCACCUCAGCGACCA
Gaeumannomyces tritici R3-111a-1 is the source of this 1653-nucleotide messenger RNA. RefSeq lists its product as hypothetical. The transcript has 3 exons. The record is from RefSeq and is a predicted model, not a curated record. Lineage: Eukaryota; Fungi; Ascomycota; Sordariomycetes; Magnaporthales; Magnaporthaceae. Bases 26 to 1156 code for a protein of 376 amino acids.